Pseudophryne corroboree (corroboree frog) is the source of this 2250-nucleotide messenger RNA. RefSeq lists its product as uncharacterized. NCBI's taxonomy places the organism in Eukaryota, Metazoa, Chordata, Amphibia, Anura, Myobatrachidae. The record is from RefSeq and is a predicted model, not a curated record. The coding region runs from base 160 to 1146 and encodes 328 amino acids. The transcript has 8 exons.
UCUAUCAACUACACAUCAAUUCAGGUUUUCUCUUUAUAUGCCAUGUAGACAGAACGCUGUGACACAUUUUAGCUGGCAUGCUGAAGUAAAACGGGAAUAAAUAUUUCAGCUAACCUGAUACAUGAUAAUACUAUUCCGGAAAGUCAACUGACCCAUGGGAUGCCAUCUUCUUCGAGGACAGAGGAAGAGAGUAACUUGUCAAACAUGGAUAAUAACACAUUUAGAAGACCACAGGAAACACUAGGCCAAGCAGUCAAAGAAGUGGAAUCUACUGUGCAAGUUGUAAGAAACCAAGGGGUGGGAGAAGCACCAGAUUUGGAACCACAUAUUUUAUUACUACAAAAGUACCUUGGUCAACAAGUGGCUGAACAUUUCCUCAAUCCGUCCUAUGACUUGCCGAUAAGUCCUGUACACCCUAUGCUACAUGAGAAAGUAGGGCUAAGCGCUAAGGAUUACUGGCGGCUCCUCAGACAGCACUCUGAAGCACGGCUGAUGAAGCACAUUACAAAUGUACCAAGAGCAAUGAUGAGCUCAAGCUUUACCCAGCUGGUACCUUCAAAAUGUAUAGCUCGGAUCCAAGAUUUUCGAAAAACAUUGGCACUGAUGUGCAGAGCAUCAGAGCUGAAUCAGGACAAAGCCAUACUUAUCAUGACUAACAGCCAACUCCCUGACCAGGACGCAUGGCAAGAGAAGGGCUCACCGAUGCAGUACCUAAGCGAAGGCGUCUUACAAACCAAAGAAAGUAUUAUAUGUAUUCCAUUUAAAUUACGAGAGCCUGGGAAUCCCUUCCAGUUGCCGCCUCUGAAGUCCACAACAGUGGCAGCUGCAAAAAAGAACUACAGGUUCCUAACUGAAGAAACAUGUAACAAAUUUAAAGGGGAAUUUUCUAAGCGCUGUAGUGAAAGAAGAGAGAAAAACCAUAGACUAGAUUGGAAAUACACCAUCAAUCCAACAACAUGUAUCCACUUACCUAGUGUAACUGCAGAUAAAAAUGAAACCUCUAGCAGAUCCAUGCCAGGACACACAGGAAGAAAUCUCACUUUGGAGCCCCUAACCUACAGAGCAUUGAUGGAUUACAGACCUUCUAGAACAGAGCCUGGAAAAGUCCAACCAAUUACCACCACUAUUAAUGAGCCCUUCAAAUGAGCAGGAAGGCCCAGUAACAAGCUUGCAAUUCAAAGCAUAAGAUAACAAUGCAGAAUAGUUAAAAGUUAAUUGUUACAAAAUAAUAUGGGACAAUUCUACAGGCACCUGGGAGAGCCUGAGAGGAUCAGACAACACAACCAGGAUUGAUAUGGGAAGUAUCAUCCCACUGCCCUCCUGUCCAGUCUUGGAGUUGCAUACGACCCUGGAUUUAAUGAUUACAUCACAAAAAUACCAGGGAUCAUAAAGAAUACACCAACGUUAACGUUUCGGGGCACACACACCCCUUCUAUAUGUGUAACCUGUGUGUGUAAUAUAUAUAUAUAUAUAUAUAUAUAUAUAUAUAUAUAUAUAUAUAUAUACAUACAUACAUACAUACAUACAUACAUACAUACAUACAUACAUACAUACAUACACACAAACAAACAACAAUAACCCAAACUCGCGCUAUAUAGGAUUUGGCAGCACCUCAUAGGAAAGUCUCCCUGCUAGUGGGAGAUAAACAAAGAUAAUGGAUAAAAGUAUUCAGAGGGCGCACUGUGACUUCAACUCCAGAUAUUGGAAACCAGCAUGAACCGAAUAGCAAUAUUUUUUUAAUCAAAACAUUAAAAACAUUAAAAUCAUACAGAAGUAUAAUAGUUCAUAAGCACAUUAUUCAUUUGUACAUAUGUAACACUUCAUAAAUACUUUCAUAAACCCAACGGGUUUCGUCCUAUAAGGACUUCAUCAGGGGUACAGUUCGUAGCUGGUCAUGGAGGAAAGAGGAAGAAGGAGAGUAAAGAGCAAGAAAAGAAGAAUAUCAAUUGAUGUCAUAAAAUGCAUUUCAAUUUCAACAUUCUUUUUCCUUAACAAAGUACCUAAUAUUUGUUCAAAAUAUAUAUUCACUCAACUAAUAAUCAAGAGUAGAUAAUUAAUACAUACAGAGUAUCAUCAGACAAUGAGAAGAGAGAGAAAUAUUCUCAACAGACACAAUUUUAGGUAAUGACUACUUACUAUGGGUACUGUUUCGGGUGGGUCCCGUGUAACCAUAAAGUUUAUUAUAAGUGAUAACCGUAUUCCACUGUUAAUAAAAGGUAUUUGAUGUGUGGUACUCUAAAGAGAAUAAAG